GGCAUCAUCCCUUGUUCUCCUAUCAGCCCAACAACCGCAAUAACAAUGGAGGCCCUCAAUUUCUAUCGGAUCGCACGUCAGCACAACCCGCAUUUCUCAAUUCAGGCCUAUGUGAGGACGUUAUGUGACCUGCAAGGUGUUCAAUUCUAUCCAUACUUGUCACGUCAAUUUUCCAUUGCACUUGAUGUUUACUUACACCUUCUCGCUAAUGUUGACUCACUGGUUCACCAAGCGAUCAGCCGCUCUGAUCCAAUUUGGCACCUCAAGCACGCAUGUCCGGCAUGUACAUACACGCUCAAAGGUGAAGUACCUUUGAAAUUCAGCCUACUCUACACUAUGGACGGCAAUGAUUCGCUGAAGCGAGUUUUAAAAAAGCUUGACUCAGACAAUGACAAUGACAACGCGCCUCCACGCUCUGCCAAACUCCCUUCUAUGCAGGUGGUUCGAGGUGACCGGUAUUUGUCAAGGGAGUUUGUAGAUCAGUUUGUGGCCGACUCACCAGCAGAUAUGAUGGCAGAUGAAGAUGAGGACAAUCCAUGUGCGGGACGAUGGAAGAAUAUGAGGGACGAGAAGACGAGGAAGAUGUGGGGUGUGUUUGAUGAAUCUGGGAUCUUCAUGUCUGCCUGUCGUCACGGCUUCUCGCUUCUGAUCGCUGACAUGGUGCAGAGCAGCGAACAAUCCAAAUACCCUCUGGCGGUGGUCUCAAAACUACUGGAUACGUUCGGUAAGGACUUGGGUGGUGGCUACGAUGUCGGCUGCAGGUUCAAGACUACACUCAGCCGGAGUUCUCUGGGAUGCCAUGCACACGAUCUCAACCACACUUCCCUUGUUGGAGCUUUUCACCGACACACUCACCGAUGCCUUUGUCAACUUGAUCAUCUCACCACCUACAUUGACAGACUCGGACUUGAAGAUCUCGAAGGGUGCGAACACAUUUUCUCCAAGUCCAAUGCACUGGCAGCAUCUGUUCGUUAUGCCAGUAUCUUCUACCGGCAACAAGCCAUUGCCAACUAUUUUCGACACAACGAUGAUUUUGAAGUGUAUUCGAACCUUACUACAUUCCUAUAUAACAACUACAAGCAGGCACUCAAUGUGCUCCAUGACGCCCACACAACACUACCCAAACUGAUGGCCGAGCUCGGUGUCACAGACGACAACGUUUUCGACGCUUGGCUGGCCGAGGAACGCAGCUAUCUAAUGUCCCUCAUGCAGGAGCCGACGCUCCACAUGGAAUAUUGGCAGAGGCUGGUGAACUUGUCUGGGAGCAGGUAUCUUGAUGCCGCGUCUAUGGCUUGGGCAGUGUCCACGCCGAGAACCGUACAGUUUGGGGCCCACAACGUCACUUCAACGACGAGGAAUGAGACUGUGCGGAGACACACAAUCGAGAACUACGAUAAGGAUUUGAAGGUCGUCCAGGAGCUUGAAGUCAAACUCGGGAUCACUCGGAGAUGGGUACCUGAUGAUCCGGUGUAG
Suillus fuscotomentosus is the source of this 1473-nucleotide messenger RNA. RefSeq lists its product as uncharacterized. Lineage: Eukaryota; Fungi; Basidiomycota; Agaricomycetes; Boletales; Suillaceae. The transcript has 7 exons. The record is from RefSeq and is a predicted model, not a curated record. The annotation marks the transcript as partial.